AUGCCGAAUAUGAUACAGCCAGCACUACCCGAUCUGGCAGCGAUACCAUUUAAACGAACCAAACCGUCGCCCGCCACCAAGGUCGACUCAACGCCACAGCCGACGAUCACAAACAACACUGCUUUCGCAUGUCCUGACGGUACUGCAGCCUCUGCGCCAAACUCAUACUCAAUCAGUACGAGCACCUCCAAUCCACAACCGGGUCUCAGAUCGACGCGUCCAGAACAAAGAGCCACCGCUUCUUAUCCAUCUUCCAGCGCUGAGAAGGCCAACGGCUCAACCCACACUACAAACUUACCGGGGAGUGUCUUCAACGAGAACAUGCAAUCCGCUGGCUUUACCAUUGUUCGACGACGAUCAACAAAGUCAGCAGCACAACCUACCCCAAACCAACAGGAGAAGCAGAAGCAGAAGCAGGCACCUGAACAAACCACCGGCUCCAGGUACAACCUUCUUGCAAUUGAAGAGCCCGAAGCAGACAACGAUCUCGUUUCCGAGGCGACAGGGACAGACACUUCACCUCUAGCUAUAGCUGUACCCAAGAAUACAACCGCGACCAACAAGAAGAAGAGCCGGAAGCCGAAGAAGAACGAGAAGGGCCGCGCCGACACUAAGCCUGCAGAGCAUCUAUGUGUCAGUGUCGCGUCAGACCGACCCGGCGAAGGAUCUGGGACUUCUGUGCCUCAACAAGAACAGGAUGCUGCGGACAAAGACGAGGGUGAAGACAAAGAAGGAGAAGGGGAAAAGACGAACGGUGGAAGAGGCUUUCUCAACAUCAUGUCCCGGCCGGAGUACCUGUUCCUGAUCGUCUGGGUUGUACUUGCGGAGAUGGCCAGGAGGAUCUUCGACGUCAAGACUGGGCAAGAGCAAGACUGA
Cladophialophora carrionii CBS 160.54 is the source of this 876-nucleotide messenger RNA. RefSeq lists its product as uncharacterized. NCBI's taxonomy places the organism in Eukaryota, Fungi, Ascomycota, Eurotiomycetes, Chaetothyriales, Herpotrichiellaceae. The record is from RefSeq and is a predicted model, not a curated record. The transcript has a single exon. Bases 1 to 876 code for a protein of 291 amino acids.